AUGGAGGAGAAGCAGGGAUCUUCUCACCAGUACGGUUCACUGGAGCGCACUGAAUGGAGCAGAGGCACCAGCCAACCAGAGGACGAUGUGGUGUCCAUGGCGGACUCCACCAUCACCACGGACGACAUUGAGGGGGAGCUUUUUAAGAUCGACAGGAUCAGGGACGUCCUGGUCAGGAGGGAGUCCGAGCUCAGAUACAUGAUGGACGACAUCCAGCUGUGCAAGGAGAUCACUCGUCUGAAGAGAGAGCUGCAGAAGUUAGUGUCCAUACCAGAUAAUGACAAGUCCGGCGACGACCGGCAGAAGGAGGAAGAACUGCUGCAGCAGAUCCACAAGCUGGUCGAGACCAGGGAUUUCCUGGUGGACGACGUGGAGUUUGAGCGACUCAGGGAGAAAGAAGAAGAUAAAGAAAUGGCAGAUUUUCUGAACUCCAAAUUCCCAAGAAAUAUGAAGAAAAAAGGUGUUCCGACCAGACGGGCUCCAUCCAGGGCUCAGCCGGCCCCCUCUCCCUUUGGCAAGACGGGCCUCACCCUGCUGAAGGAUUGCUGUGGCUUCACAUGCUCCAUCUUGUAGACAGGGGGGCGGGUGGGGACCCCAAAAGAUAUUUGGAGUUUGGGCUUUUUCAGUCCGAGUAAGACUUUGAAGCGUGGCUGGAGCAGCACAGACCGCGUUGAGAGGGAGUCGCGUGCCGAGACCCGAGUUUGUCUUGUGUCUGAUGUGUUUGUCUCUUUCAUUGGAUUUCAUAAUCCAGCUAUCUUUCUUUCUCUGUUCGCCAUGUCUCUCAUCCCACUCCUGAUUUUUUUUCUUCAAAUUUAUUUAUUUCCAAUCUCAAUAAUCAUCACGGCUUCCAAAAGGAGCAACCCCGACGCCUGGUGUUCAUUUCUGUUUUUCAAGCCGAGAGGACGGGCUUCGAGGGACAGAAACGGCACUAGUCAGGCAUGAAUUGUGUGCACACUAAUUAGAAUCAAUUACCAUGAAACCAUAUUAGUUUGAUAUUUAAAGACCCCGCUGAGCUAUUAUAACUGUUCUCUACCAAUUAGCAAUAGGAGUCAGCAGGCCAGUCCACACACUGCUGACACUCGACAACGCUAAUGAAACUGACAUUUAUCAGGAGCUCUGUGAGGAGGAAGUUGCCUGUGAUGUCACUCCAGAGCUAAACGGGGACGACCUUUUAACCCUUGUGUUGCCUUAGGGUCAUUUUGACCCGAAUCAAUAUUACACCCUCCCCCCGCCUUAGGAUUAAUUUGGAGCCCAUUCAAUGUUUAAUGUCGGUGUUCUUUCGGUAGUCAACAAACAAACAUAAAGUGCCUCACACUUAAACUUGGAAAACAAUAUUAAUUCUAAUAAUUUUCUGGAGGUUUUAAUUGCUGGUGUCAAAUUGAACCCAAAGGG
This is a messenger RNA of Pseudoliparis swirei, 1392 nucleotides long. RefSeq names its product bMERB domain-containing protein 1-like. The record is from RefSeq and is a predicted model, not a curated record. The coding region runs from base 1 to 573 and encodes 190 amino acids. The transcript is spliced from 6 exons. NCBI's taxonomy places the organism in Eukaryota, Metazoa, Chordata, Actinopteri, Perciformes, Liparidae.